Mus caroli (Ryukyu mouse) is the source of this 1416-nucleotide messenger RNA. NCBI's taxonomy places the organism in Eukaryota, Metazoa, Chordata, Mammalia, Rodentia, Muridae. The record is from RefSeq and is a predicted model, not a curated record.
AUGGCCAUAAAGCUAUGGAGGGCUGUGGCCUUCUUUCAGGAACAUGGCAAAAUGCCUUCUGUCCUUUCAGGGUUACCAGGGUUUCAAGCCUAUUCUGGACAAGGAAGUACGCUGCCUUUUAGGGUCCUACAGUAUAAUAUUCAGUGUGAUCUUGCCUUUGAAAUGGUAGAUUGGGGCCUCAAUGUGAUGAAGCCUUUCUGUUUUUCAUACAUCAUAGCCAAGCUCAUUGUUGUCACAGGUCUGGCAAUUCUUCUGAAUGUACAGCUGGGAUCUUCCUACCAGCUGAUGUGCUACUAUACCAGUUGGGUGAAGGACAGGCCAACAGAAGGGAGUUUCAAACCUGGAAACUGCUUGUGGACGUUGUACAUCGUGGUGCGCACUAGGCUCCGCACCACGAUGUACAACUAUUUAAGUGAAGAUGAUGCCAAGUGUUUUGAUAUUUUGCUUUUUCUGUCCUUUUUGAGGAACACUGAGCUAAAAACUCUCCUGGCCAUUGGAGGAUGGAAGUUUGGACCUGCCCCGUUCAGUUCCAUGGUCUCUACUCCUCAGACCCGUCAGACAUUCAUUAAGUCAGUUAUCAGAUUCCUCCGUCAAUAUAAGUUUGAUGGCCUCAACCUUGACUGGCAGUACCCUGGGUCUCGAGGAAGCCCUCCUAAGGACAAACACCUCUUCAGUGUUCUGGUGCAGGAAAUGCGUAAAGCUUUUGAGGAAGAAUCCGUGGAGAAAGACAUUCCAAGGCUGCUACUCACUUCCACAGGAGCAGGAAUCAUAGACUUAAUCAAGUCUGGUUACAAUAUCCCUGAACUGUCUCAGUCUCUUGACUAUAUUCAGGUCAUGACAUAUGAUCUCCAUGAUUCCAAGGAUGGCUACACUGGGGAAAAUAGUCCCCUCUAUAAAUCUCCAUAUGACAUUGGAAAGAGUGCUGAUCUAAAUGUGGAUUCAAUUAUUACCUACUGGAAGGACCAUGGAGGAGCUUCUGAGAAGCUCAUUAUGGGAUUUCCAGCAUAUGGGCAUACCUUUAUCCUGAGUGACCCUUCUAAGAAUGGAAUAGGUGCCCCUACUGUUAGUGCUGGACCACCAGGAAAGUACACAAAUGAACAAGGACUCCUGGCUUACUUUGAGAUUUGUACAUUUCUGAAUGAAGGAGCCACUGAGAUCUUUGAUGCCACCCAGGAAGUACCCUAUGCCUAUCUGGGUAAUGAGUGGGUUGGUUAUGACAAUGUGAGGAGCUUCAAGUUGAAGGCUCAGUGGCUCAAGGACAACAAUUUAGGAGGUGCUGUGGUCUGGCCCCUGGACAUGGAUGACUUCAGUGGUUCUUUCUGUCACCAGGGACGUUUCCCUCUGACAUCUACUUUAAAGAGCGAUCUCUAUAUACACAGUGCAAGCUGCAAGGCCCCUUAUCGAGGGGAGCUUUAG